CCCGUACAUAGUCAGCACGCUAUCGCGGUCACGAUCGCUCGCACAUGCUGCUGUGGGUAGCGUUGCACUGCUGUCCACGAUGCCAAGUAUCGGAGCGAGGCGUGCUGAACAGCCUAGCUGCCAGCUUUGCGCGUGAUGCGAUGCGCCCAUCGGGUGUGUUCAUUUGGUCAGCGGAGUUGCGAGGCGCGAGGGGGUGCGAGGGAGGGAGUAGAGUGCAUCUCAGUUCAUCCCACCCAACCCACGUCGGCACGGGCCCCGCCCGCCGUCGCAUCGACAUGGCUUGUACAGCCUUUGCUUCAUCACUUGCACCUCUUCCAUCAGAGCAUCUUCAGCCAACGUCGUCUGUCCCCGCCCGGGUUAGGUCCAAUAACCUGCGAGAACAUCAGAUUUCCAAGGGCAGCUAGCUGCUCUCUGGUGCAUUUGUUUGGGCCUCUUGCACUGCGCAGGGAUCUCAACUCUGCAUUCGAUGACGAGGUGCGUGCCUGCCACAGCCGUGCAGCUUCAUGAACCUACGCGCUACCGACGCAUGUGGAAGCUCGAAUGAACGCGCAAGGGCUGUUCGAGACACUUUGCUUCCGAUAGGCUCGAGUGCGAUGCCGAGUUCACCCACGGACCAGAUCAGGACCAAUUCGAAUGACCCAGGCUGCCGCCCUUCGAGCACAUGGCUGGCGACCAACGUGACACCAUCUGCGCAUUGCUUCGACCUCGCAGACAUCACCCUGUAUAGUGCUAUUGUAGAAGCGCGAUUGC
This is a messenger RNA of Ceraceosorus bombacis, 750 nucleotides long. The record is from the annotation of a GenBank genome assembly. Lineage: Eukaryota; Fungi; Basidiomycota; Exobasidiomycetes; Ceraceosorales; Ceraceosoraceae.